AUUUCUGGAUAUUUGAACUGUUUUGCGGUGCUUUCUCUCCGCCAUAUUAAGCUUUCUUUGUCAGUCGGCAGCGUAUGCUCGUUUUAAAGGAAUAUCAGGGACCAUAGCGGAGGACUUUGGGCUGGUGAAGUAGUUAAUCGGUAUGGGACAGACGGAAGACUGAGAUUCCACGUUAGAGAGAGAGAGAGUGAGGGAGAGGGAGAGGGAGAGAGAGAGAGAGAGAGACUGCUUGUGUCGGCUGUUUCCACUUUGGAUUGUCGACGUGAAAAAAGAAGACAAAAAAAACGUGUGGUGGGGCAAAAGAAAGAUCACAGGACGCAUGUAGCCGAACUACAACACUUGCAAAGGUCGCUUUUUUAUUAAGGCUGGACAAUGGGUUGCGUCAGGAGCAAAGAGGACAAGAGCCCGGCGCUGAAGUACCGACCCGAUAACCCGAAUGCAACGCCAUUAAACUCCCACCUGGGCCACUACGGGCCUGACCCCACCCUGAUGGGUCAUUCGCCAGCAAUGAAGACACACAACAACAGCUACAACAGCCAUGCUGCCUCACUCACGCCGUUUGGUGGGGCAUCUUCAGUCAUGACGCCCUUCGGUGGGGCGUCCACGUCCUUCACUUCAGUGGCAGUGAGCAGUCCUUUCCCGGGCGUCAUCACAGGUGGUGUAACAUUUUUUGUAGCGCUGUACGACUACGAAGCGAGGACGUCAGACGAUCUGUCGUUUAAAAAAGGGGAUCGCUUCCAGAUUAUCAACAACACGGAAGGCGACUGGUGGGAGGCUCGCUCCAUUAACACCGGACAGAAAGGUUACAUCCCCAGUAACUACGUGGCCCCAGCUGACUCCAUACAGGCUGAAGAAUGGUACUUUGGUAAAAUGGGCCGCAAAGAUGCUGAGCGUCUCUUAUUGCUUCCAGGAAACCAGCGGGGCACUUUCUUGGCACGAGAAAGUGAGACGACCAAAGGGGCCUACUCUCUGUCUAUCCGGGACUGGGAUGAGGUAAAGGGAGACAACGUCAAACACUACAAAAUCCGUAAGCUGGAUAACGGUGGUUAUUACAUCACCACUCGGGCCCAGUUUGAGACACUACAGAAGCUGGUGAAACACUACACAGAACAUGCCGAUGGUCUGUGCUACAGGCUGACGACCGUGUGCCCCACGGUGAAGCCUCAGACUCAGGGACUAGCUAAGGAUGCCUGGGAAAUUCCCAGAGAGUCCCUUCGACUGGAGGUCAAACUGGGCCAGGGCUGCUUUGGUGAAGUCUGGAUGGGCACAUGGAAUGGCACUACUAAGGUGGCGAUUAAGACCCUGAAGCCAGGCACCAUGUCCCCAGAGGCUUUCCUGCAGGAGGCUCAGAUCAUGAAGAAACUCCGACAUGACAAACUGGUGCCUCUCUACGCUGUGGUGUCUGAGGAGCCCAUCUACAUCGUCACUGAGUUCAUGGGCAAAGGGAGUUUGCUGGACUUCCUUAAGGAGGGAGACGGGAAAUAUCUGAAGCUGCCUCAGCUGGUGGAUAUGGCUGCACAGAUUGCAGACGGCAUGGCCUUCAUUGAGAGGAUGAACUACAUCCAUAGGGACCUGAGAGCUGCCAACAUUCUGGUGGCUGAUAACCUGGUGUGUAAAAUAGCCGACUUCGGCCUGGCUCGGCUCAUCGAGGACAACGAGUACACUGCCAGACAAGGUGCUAAAUUCCCCAUCAAGUGGACAGCCCCUGAAGCUGCUCUUUACGGCCGCUUCACUAUCAAAUCAGAUGGCUGGUCGUUUGGUAUACUACUGACUGAACUGGUGACCAAGGGCAGAGUACCAUAUCCAGGUAUGGUGAACCGGGAGGUACUUGAGCAGGUAGAACGAGGAUACCGUAUGCCGUGCCCGCAGGGCUGCCCUGAGUCUCUCCAUGAGAUGAUGAGGCACUGCUGGAAAAAGGAGCCAGACGAGAGGCCGACGUUCGAGUACAUCCAGUCCUUUUUGGAAGACUACUUCACAGCCACAGAGCCACAGUACCAGCCGGGGGACAACCUCUAGUUUGUGGGAGUUUGGGGGAACUGUGGCAUCACACAGAGAUACAUCAGAGGAGAGCAAAACUUGGGAAAACAGAGAACUGCUGGAGAAAAAAAGAGGUUUUAGUGCUACAAAUGAGUCCACAACCACACUGGCAUAUCUGCAAGUGCAAGAAGUAAAUCUUUUCUGAAGUAGAGAUUUGUCCCUUGUGUACUUGGGGACCAAUAAUUUGGUGAAGUGUCCAAGUGUGCAGAUUGGUGCUGGUACAUUAAGCUCUGGGAACCCUGGUAAUCAGAAUAAUUCAUGUGGACAGGCCACAACACUGUGAUCAAACGGAGAGGGAUUUCCUCCUAAUUUCAAAUCAAUGGUUAUUUGCAGAUGCAGUUUUUUUUUUACUUUUAUAUUAUAUCCCUCUCCCUUCCCCUCCAGUCUUCCCGUUUUUCUUUUCUUUAACAACACAAUUCUUUGAUAUUGGAUUCAAAAUCUUUUAUAUGUACAUGAGUUUGGUUUGAAUAUGUAGGUUGAUAAGUAUCUUUUUUAAAUGACCAAUAACUGGUUGAAUUGUGGAGUAUGUGCUGUGACUGUAAAGCUUUGAUGGAGAAGAGUGAAGUGAUAUAAAUGAAAAUGGAUGUAAGAAUGUACUGAGAGAUCAAAGCAGAUGUACAGUAUGUGCGAAAAAAGUGUAUUUUUAGCAGGUGCGAUCAGGUGGACAAAUGAGACUAUGAGGAGUGAUUUGAAUGAUUCUUUUUAAAGCAGUCACCUGAAUGGCAAAUCAGGUUGAUUUCUAACUCUUUUACAUUUUUCAUUUAAAUGGGGACUUGAAAUCAAACAAAGGUAUUUUGAUAAUUCAGAAGUGCAAAAACAUCUUUCCUGUUUUAACAUUUUAUAAAUGUUUUUAAAAGGACAUUUCCAGUUAUCAGACUGUUCUCGUAUUGCACACAUUUACACAGCGCAACUUUGCAACGGAUGAGUUACCUGACAUACUGUAGAUGGUACAGUGUGCUGUUAGAUCUAUUAAUUUCACAUCAUAAUGUAAAUCAUACAUGCGGCUGUAGUGUGUUUCUCUUCUCAGUAAAAUUCCACCAACAUAUGAUAAAUAAACCUUCGAUGUCCUUCGUAUGCUGUCAUUUUACUCAAACUGUAAAUGUAACAAUGAAAAGCCUUCCUGUGAUGUUUUAUAGAUCAGAACACACAGAAUCUGAAAUCCUCCCCUUGCAGAUGUAUUAUUUCACAUCCCAGUGGUAGAGAUGAUAGAUCACUUCUGCAGCGAGGUAACUAGAACCAGACAGAACAAACACCUUGCACACACUGUGGUCAGAUCAGGGCUUUUGUACUUAAAUAGACAGAAUCUAAAAGUCCAAUAACAACUUCUUAGAGGUACUUCAGCUGUCUGUCCAGCAGUGAAUGAUGGGAGAUUUGAGAAGAUGGAAAGCCUUCUUCUUUUUGUCAUUAAGUAAGUAAACAUAUGGAUUGGACAAAGAUGUGAAAAUUGUUUUGUUUUUCUUUCUGUGCUUCACUCACGAGAACCUAAUAUGUGAUUGUUCCUAAAGAUGGGACAUGGAACUAGUGGGAGAUGAUAAUGAAAUUACUGAGAACUAAUAUGAUUUUGUACAGAAAAAAUAAAAGUUUUACUUA
This is a messenger RNA of Scomber scombrus (Atlantic mackerel), 3627 nucleotides long. It is a transcript of the gene yes1, whose product is annotated as YES proto-oncogene 1, Src family tyrosine kinase. Gene Ontology annotation, molecular function: signaling receptor binding; non-membrane spanning protein tyrosine kinase activity; ATP binding. The transcript has 12 exons. Gene Ontology annotation, biological process: cell differentiation; cell surface receptor protein tyrosine kinase signaling pathway; protein phosphorylation. NCBI's taxonomy places the organism in Eukaryota, Metazoa, Chordata, Actinopteri, Scombriformes, Scombridae. The coding region runs from base 373 to 2016 and encodes 547 amino acids. Gene Ontology annotation, cellular component: extrinsic component of cytoplasmic side of plasma membrane. The record is from RefSeq and is a predicted model, not a curated record.